Messenger RNA from Phytophthora nicotianae INRA-310, 441 nucleotides. RefSeq lists its product as hypothetical. The record is from RefSeq and is a predicted model, not a curated record. NCBI's taxonomy places the organism in Eukaryota, Oomycota, Peronosporomycetes, Peronosporales, Peronosporaceae. The transcript has 3 exons. Gene Ontology annotation, cellular component: FANCM-MHF complex; Fanconi anaemia nuclear complex. The coding region runs from base 1 to 441 and encodes 146 amino acids. Gene Ontology annotation, biological process: resolution of meiotic recombination intermediates; replication fork processing. Gene Ontology annotation, molecular function: chromatin binding; protein heterodimerization activity.
AUGAACCUGGGUGGAGGUCUUGAGAGCGAGGAGCUGCGCGUACGCCAGAGCAUCCUGUACACUGUCGGCCGCAUUUGUGACGAAGAAGGUCUAAUAUAUUCCCAACUGUUAUCUAGCUCUCGUGCUCACGAGACCGUCCCUGCUGCAGCUCAGAAGCAGCAGCACGAGCACCAUGUGCGUGCUAGACCUCCCAUGUCUAAGGAGGCCAUGGCAUUGCUUGCCGACCUUGUCUACAAACAGUCCGAAGUGAUGGCCACAGAGCUGCAGUUUUUUGCACGUCACGCCAACCGCAAGAUCAUCAAAACGGAGGACGUGACGCUCCUUGCCCGAAAACAGCCCAAUCUGACCAAUUUGCUGCAAAAAUUCCAGCGAGAAAACCUGAAUUCGAGCUCUGCAGCGUCGGGCAAGAAGAGACGCAGGAAUUUUGCAGACUCGGACUAG